CACGCCCCACGCUGUGCACACAAGGCGAGCUAUAUCUCGCGCAAACCUUUAUCGCAGAGCCAUUGUGAUGCAAUGAACGAAAAUAGAGACGCCUUGGAUGAGCGAAUGGAUGGGAAGGGUUAGAUAAUGACGGAAGGAUAGUGGGAUGUGCCCUGAACGGGGAGCGAGGGGCAAAACAGGCGAACGCGGCUAAGGGCGCCACGUGCUUCUCUGAGGCCCGCGAGAUUCGAUCGGGUCUCUCAUCCUUUCGACUGAUCGCUGUCAAUUUACUCUCUUCCAACUUCUCGCCAUCUUCCCUUCGCACCCGUCCUCUCCCCACACACAAACAACCGCCCCGUCCAGGCAGCAUCACCAGCCUCGCUAUCCUCCCCUACAUCCACUGCCGCUGCUCUCCUGCAGGCGCUCAUCUAUUUAAAGCAUAUCCAUGAACGUCGCGAGGCUUCUUCAGGACUCGCCCUCUGACGACCAUCGGCAGAGACAGGAGUUGAGGGAGAAACUCGACAGGGAUAGGGAGCGGGAGCAGACGCUCGAACGAGAUCGUGGAUGGGACAGAGACAGAGAGAGGGAUGCAGAUCGAGAACGGGAGAGAGAGCAGCGUGAAUGGGAUAGAGAAAGGGAGGCAAAUCGUGACUGGAGUCGGGAGAGUGCUAGUGAGAGAGCGCAAAGAGACAGGAAUUCUCUGUCAUCCUCUUCGGCCGCACAUCCGCCAACUCAUCGUUCCUAUCCUUCUAUUGAUCCGCCGCCUCGGCCAGGCAUUCACGAGUAUGAUGGCGGUCCGACGCUUGCGCCCCAUCCGUCCCGCUCAGCCUCGAACCAAAACCAAAAUAACAAUGUCUACUCUCGCUCGCCCCGGUCAGACUCGGUGCAUCCUCGCUCGUACAGUCAAGAAGGACGACAUGCAUCAUCCAUGCACUCUCAGCUUCAUUCACCGCCUCCGCCAUCUGCGCCGUCGUUCUUGUCUCCGCUCACUGCACCUCGUGAAGCCACUGCGGCAGGUCCCGUGCCGGGCAUGGCGCCCAGCAGUGCUUCACCCGAGCACCCGGCGGACUAUCCUCAUCGAGCUAAGAAUACGUCACGACAGACACACGGAAAGACGCCGCCGAUGUUCUCGCAACGCGACCGCGAUAGGGACCGGGAGCGGGAAUACGAACUACACAGAACUCGGUCCUUGUCUGGAUCGGGUCGGCCACGCACACCACCUCCAUAUGGCGACCCUCGCGACGUGGGUCGUACAUCGCCGACCACUGCGCGAUUGGGCCACAGACAGCAUUCACCUGCUCAGGGGUCGUAUUCCGUAGUCCCGCCUGCCGCGCAAUCGCACGCACAGCAACAUUUCUCGCUCCCGCACCCAGGCUCGCGCAAUAAUAGCAAUGCAUCAAUCCAUAGCUCGCAUUCGGCGCAGGGCCCGCCGUUGUCGCGUCGAGCGCCACCACUACCGGCGGGAGCAGCGCUACCUCCCCCGCCAAGCGCUUCGCGGGGCUAUUCACACGACAGCAACGGGGCGCCGACGCCCUCGGCGAUGAGCCGGCAGCCAGUCGAUGAGCUUCCGUAUCCGGCCCGAGCGCCGUCGUCGUCGUCAUCUGGCAUGAACACGGGCCGCACGCUCAAAGAGGACAUCGAGCGCGAGAGCCUCGAACGGGAACGCGAGCAGCGUGAAAGGGAAAGAGAGCGAGAACGAGAGCUGCGUGAACGGGACAGGGAGCACCGUGGAAGAGAGCUCCAACGCCAUACAAGCAGUCGGUCUGCAAGUGCUGGGGCGCACCCGAGUCCACCCAGUGCUAUCGAUGACAGAAUGAUUGACCGUGGGAGGGAAAUGGGUGAUGUCGAGAAAAUGAGAGACAUGGAGGCGAUACGUGCUGUAGCGAAUACGCGUAUGCAGGGCCAGCCGCGCGACGUUAGAGAGCGGGACGCGCUUCGCCAUCACCACCAUCAUCACCAUCAUCAUGCUUUCUCGCAUUCGCACUCUCACCCAGGCCAUAACAUGCAUCCGCAGCAUCAGCAUCACCUUCAACAGGCGCAACAACAGGCGCAACAGCAACAGCAGCAAUUACCACAUGUUCCCGGAACCCCAUACACUUACGCCCACACGGGCAAACCGCGAAUAAGUCGCAGUGGUGUGCUGAAGCUUGCCCCGCCUGGUGUAACUGUCCAGAGCAAUGUGCCGCCUUCAUCUUCGGAUCUCAUAUUCGCGGGUGCAUCCGGUGUUGUGAUGCGUACGGAGACGCUUUCGCUAGCCCCGUCGUCGCAUCCGCAUGGCUCGCAGCACCAACAGAUGCAGUCUGCACAUUCGGGGGCGUCCGGGCCGCAGCCCAUUGAACCAAUUCCUGUUAAUGUAAAGCAGCCGUCACCCCCUCAAACCAAUUUACAUCGACCAUCUGAGUUGUAUCAUGAAAAUUCACAUGCAUAUGAGGUGACGCACGGUAAAUCACACCUUCAGCAAUAUCCAUCGCAGUCAGGCAAGCACAGGCCGCCGUAUUCCGUUGUUCCGACAGGUCCCGGAGUACCACCCCCAAAUGCUGGACCACAAGGCCCGCCAGACGUGCAAGCAUCAAUGAUGGCGGCGCAACAGCAACACGCUCAACAAUUCGGGCCCAUGUCCGCGCAUCAGCAGAUGCAACAUGCCCAUUCUCAUUCUCAGUCUUUACCUCCGCCGUCUCAGCCUCAUCCUUUAUCAUCGCCGGGUAGCAUGCAUGCACAAGGUCAUCCACAUAUGCAUCCAAGUCCUUACCGAGUACCCCCACCGCAUCAAGGUUAUCCUCCACCUCCCAUGCACUACAACGAAGUGCCUCCACCUCCGGUUCCAAUGGCACUUCAGCCGAUGCCUGCGCCAUCGCCUCCUAUGCAAGAACCUCUGGCGGAACCGCCUGUACAUCUUGGUACUUUCAUCUUCCCGAAUACCCCAUUCCCUUAUUUCUUUCCUGCCCGCACGAACUCUGAUUCUCGGCGUGCACCGAAUAUUAGCCCUGGACAAUCUCAAUCCAAGAAGAGUACACGACAAGAGCCCGAUCAUGUUAUUGAGCACAGAGACCGCACGACUCAUGUUACGAUCCUUGUUCCGUCCACUCACCUUCCUUCUUCGCUCCCUACUGAUGGACGUCCACGCAUAUGGGGCGGCACACCGUUGCCAGUCAUAGACCCUUGGGGAAAUUAUACAAAUUUUGCCAAUCGUUCUUCAGCGGGUGCACGACGCUUGUAUACGGAUGAUUCAAACAUUGCGCUUUGUGCGUUGCAUUCCGGACGUGUGUCGUUGCCUGGUCUUCAACGUGCGCGGAAAGCAGGUUUGGACCUUUCAAUCAGGCUCGCCCUGUAUCGUGAUAUUGGGCGAUACAUCGGUGGUGUUAGCGCAUUUGCUGAUGGGGGCGCAGCCGAGGGUGCACCGGACGUGGAUGUGGGCUUGAAACAACUUCUGAACCUGAAAAGCUCAAGAGAAAUUGGUGAAGAUGUACGCCUGGAGGACGUAAACUGGUUAGAGACACCUAGUGCUUCAUGGACCAGCGGAAAUGACGGAAGUGGUAUAGAGGUCUUAAGUGCGGAAUGGAUGCCUCGCGGCUCGACUCGUAAGCUUGGGCUUAAGAAUCGUUCACAGCGUCUACGUGAAUAUACGGAACGACGGAGGGUGAUCAUGAAGGAGAUCUCUCCUGAUACUGUUGCUACUUCUCCGCGAUCGUCAUCGAACGUAUUAGGAAAGCGACCCUCCCAUGUCCUUGACUUUUCGUGCAAAUUAAUCGAAGACGAAGAGAUGUCCGGCGUUAGGACGAUUUUGUUUGGCAAUUACCACGGUGUAGAAUCGGCUGGCUUUAAAUACGAUCCGGUUGCGAUGAAUGUUAUUUUGUUCCCUACUACCUCGCCAUCUCGGCAAUUAGAUACAGCUCGUGAUCGGGGACGGAGAAAGCGACGCAAGCUCAACCACAGUAGAGCACAUAGUGUGGCUAGUGCGCUAGGAUUACAGAGCGAAGCCGACACGGACGGCGAGUACACAUCUGGCCGGAGUCGUAGAUCAUCUCCUUCACCACGCCAAUUAGGGAACGCGGGAGUUAUACUGGAAAAUAGCGAGGAUCGUUACUUGCUUGUUCAACAAGAUUCGAGUCUUGGCACGGACGAGGAUAAGGAGAACUGUCAGAGUGCUGCGAUGGUGGAAGGAAAAGACGCUCUUGUUGCUCUUGGUAAAAGCGCCAAGGGGCGAAGAUAUGACUUGUAUACUCUUCCGUCGCGUCCGUCGUCUGCAAUGUCCAAUCGCGCGGCUUCGCCGAAGACGAUACCGGUUAUGAACGGAUCCUGUGCUGCGAAGUCUGAAGUUGAACCUAUGACACCAAAAUCCAACAACAGUGCUCCUGGUUCACCUCGGGAUGCCAACAAGGGUCUCGAGAUUACUCAUAGCUUGGAUCUAACGGACAAAAAAGUGGACGAGGGCAAAGCUAAGGUGGGAGUGGCUGACGAGACACCUUCGGAACUGCCUGUUACGAAACCUGUUGGAAUCCCUACUCCUCCAGCAACGACGGCAACGCUACACGCUUCUUCACCGCUCCUUCCCUCCAACGACGUGCGGGAUAGGAGCGAACGUACGAUCGUUCCCCACGUGCUUUACCGUAAUUUAGGUGCAGAGGACUUCCAGUUCCUGGAUAACGGUAUCUCCUUUACGAGUACCGGACGUCUAUCUUUAUCGGAGAACGGUACGCAGAGAGAGGGGAAGGUGGUGUACAUACCGGUCGACCGAUGGCGCUGGGCUGGGACGCGGGAUAGACUGGCUAAUUCGAGUUUGAGUUCUAAUGGUGGUAGUUCUAAUAAGGAGAAUAAUGCCGUCACUGCUGCUGCUGGUACUGUUGAGGUGGCUGUUUCUUGAGGUGGCUUUAUUCGUGGUUAUAUUCGCGUCCAUUCGUUCGUUCUUCACGCUCUUCACUUGUAUCGAUUUUUGAAAGUUUUGUUGCUUUGCUGACGAUUCAGCGAUUCAGAGAAGUUUUUUACAAUUACAAUUACAUGUAUCUUAUGCAGUUCCUCGUUCUUGACCAUGUCCAUGUUUUUUUUCACCACGUCGUAGCUGUUCAUGGUAUGGCAAAUAC
Molecule: messenger RNA, 5057 nt
Organism: Fomitiporia mediterranea MF3/22
Lineage: Eukaryota; Fungi; Basidiomycota; Agaricomycetes; Hymenochaetales; Hymenochaetaceae
Exons: 4
Coding region: 425-4840 (1471 amino acids)
Source: RefSeq, a predicted model, not a curated record